This is a messenger RNA of Fraxinus pennsylvanica, 528 nucleotides long. Lineage: Eukaryota; Viridiplantae; Streptophyta; Magnoliopsida; Lamiales; Oleaceae. The record is from the annotation of a GenBank genome assembly.
AUGUGUGCUGCAUGUCAGCAUCUCAACUUCAAGAAACGCGAGUCAUGCCAACGAUGUAGCUGUCCUAAAUAUGCCACCGAAGCCGAUGUGUCCGCAUAUGGGACGAACAGAACAGAAGUCUUGGCUGGAGACUGGUAUUGUGGCGCUUUGAAUUGUGGUGCGCACAACUACGCAAGCCGAACAAGCUGCUAUCACUGCAGUGCAUCAAGAGAUUAUUGUGGAUAUGGUGCUGGAAUGAUGGCACCUGCUGGUUAUGCAUAUGAUGCCAGUGUGAUUCCCGGAUGGAAAACUGGCGACUGGAUUUGCACCAGAUUAGGAUGUGGCGUGCACAAUUAUGCUAGCAGGAUGGAGUGCUUCAAAUGUAAGACACCUAAGGACUUUGGAGGAGCAAUACAUGAAACAAGUGUUACUGUGACCAGCACAUGCACAAGCACUGCUGCAGCCUCCGCGGAGAACAACCAGCAGCCGCUGCCUACCCCACCUGUCGAGCCACCUGUGACCACUGUUCCAUGGCAUUUCUGUUGCUAG